Molecule: messenger RNA, 599 nt
Organism: Salvelinus sp. IW2-2015
Lineage: Eukaryota; Metazoa; Chordata; Actinopteri; Salmoniformes; Salmonidae
Source: RefSeq, a predicted model, not a curated record
AAAAAAGACGAGKAAGAAGAGAGGAGGAAAUAGUAAAUAAAUCAGGACUAUCAUUUGUUUUGUCUACGUAACGUUAAGUUAUCUGUAGAAAACGGACAAGUCAACCGCUUUUCAUACGUUUUUACAACACCACGAGGASAGAGACGGGAGAACCGCAUGGAAUAUUUUCUCUUUGUACUCAUCGGGAGAGGACACUCCUGCUGUACGGCUGCUUUGUAGGCUUUGCUAUAGAUUUAUUUUUAUACGCCGAAUUGUCAUAGUGUAAAUAGCCAAUUUUAUAGCCUAUUUUUGAUGGUGAUUUUGAUUUGGAAACCACGAAGUGAACCUAAUGCCAUGCUCUUUUGCAAGAAGGGAACAAUAGCGUAACAGAGACUUGACUAGGACUUCCAGGAUCUUCUUCAGCGGACCGAUCAUGGCUGCGGUUACCAGCCCAGAGACGAGUCCUCAACCCCGGGUAUAUUUCCAGACGGCAGCCGCCGGUUCCACCGAAGAACCGGAGACCCCUGUUCGGAAGCAAGGGCGAGUAACCGUGAAAUAUGACCGAAAAGAAUUGAGAAAGAGACUGAAUCUGGAGGAAUGGAUAAUCGACCAGCUAACGG